AUGCCUUUAACUCUAUGUUUUCCCUCGGAUACCUUCACCACGUUAGAUUCGAGGUACAGUCGAAUUAUGUCGGCCAUAGAUAUGGAACGAUGUGAAUCGCAACGUGACGGCAUACUGUAUUGUCCGCAACAGGAACCACCCGGCGUCGCAUACUAUGUACGGAAUGUUUAUCCGCCGAUACAGGAACUCCAACCGAAGGUCCUGUUGGUCGUCGUCGUGUUCGUCCUAUGCUUUGUCGUUGGUGUAUGUGGGAAUUCCUCGAUCCUGACGCUUAUUCGUGGAGUGAUGGCGGAUCGAAGGGUGCGCACACGUCGACAGGGAGAUAAUGCUAUUCUCUAUAUUGCUGCACUAUGUGUCUGUGAUUUUUUGAUGAGCCUCAGUCUUCCACCAGCUAUUCUGGACAGUGUGAUCGGUUUCUGGAUUUUUGGCACAUGGAUGUGUAAACUCCAUCAUGUAUGCGGAUCCGUCGGCCGGAUAGUGUCCACAUUUUUGAUCACCGCUAUGAGUUUCGAUCGAUACGUGGCCGUAUGUCGUCCGCAUCACACGUAUCUACGAAGCAGAUCAUUUGUUCUCGGAGUCAUAUGUUGCUUAUCCGUGCUUGCCUUCUUCCUGUUACUUCCAAUGCUUACGUAUGCUAGAGCAAAAGAAAUGGUCCUACAUGAGCUGAAAGCUAUGGAUAGCUAUAAUAUCACAAGGGUUCGUGUCUUCAAGUGUUCGGAUAUGAUGCCGCCUGCUAUUUUUUACUGGUUCACCUCAACGACGUUCAUUCUUGGUUACGUUGUGCCUCUGAUUCUUAUUAUAUAUUUCAAUUGGAAGCUUAUUCGAAAGCUAUACGUUCACAAGAGGAUCCUUCCACGUUCGGCAAUUCCGUUACGGAGAGUCGUUAUGUACACGGUGUUGAUAGCCGCUGUUUAUUUUGUUUGCUGGACUCCGUAUUGGUUUUCUGUCCUUUACGCAAUUAUAAUGUCGCUUGCUGGUCUACCAACAACCACUAGUGAACUGCUUCUAUUCGUGAUCUAUUGUGUUCAUUUACUUCCAUAUUUCGGAAGUUCAUCAAAUUGGAUCCUCUAUGGACUUCUUAAUACUCAAUUACAGAUGAAAGGUGAAAAUUCGUCGAAUGAUGACCACAUGAGCAUUAUCACAAUGGUGAACACAAAUAAUCACAAUUCGGAAUUGAGGCCACCAAGACCAACAAAUCGGAACGUGGCUGAUUUCCCGAAAUCAUACGUGGACGAUUCAACACAAAGUAUAGUACGAUAUACGAAUCUGAAUGGAAAUCCACCUUUGCUACAAAGUCAAUCGGAAACGAGUAUGCGAUUCUACCAGGAAACAGAACAAACACUUUUAUAG
Molecule: messenger RNA, 1350 nt
Organism: Necator americanus (New World hookworm)
Lineage: Eukaryota; Metazoa; Nematoda; Chromadorea; Rhabditida; Ancylostomatidae
Exons: 10
Coding region: 1-1350 (449 amino acids)
Biological process (GO): G protein-coupled receptor signaling pathway
Cellular component (GO): neuron projection; plasma membrane
Molecular function (GO): G protein-coupled receptor activity; peptide binding
Source: RefSeq, a predicted model, not a curated record